This is a messenger RNA of Gossypium raimondii (Peruvian cotton), 738 nucleotides long. RefSeq lists its product as uncharacterized. Bases 73 to 396 code for a protein of 107 amino acids. The record is from RefSeq and is a predicted model, not a curated record. NCBI's taxonomy places the organism in Eukaryota, Viridiplantae, Streptophyta, Magnoliopsida, Malvales, Malvaceae. The transcript is spliced from 2 exons.
GAAGGACGUCUGCCAAAUGAUUAAAAAGGAGACACCCACGCAAGUUACAAGAUAUUAGCAGAUAAGCAACUUAUGGAAACCAAACCUUCAUUGCUUCUUAUCCUCUACUGCUUUCUCUUGGCAUCGUUUCUCUUCUUCCCACAUGGAGCAGACUCUCGUAAACUACUGCAGGGGGAAGAAGAAGAUGGCAAUGGACCAAAAAAAGCGGGAGUAAGAAGAAGUCCUUCAAGAUCAGCACCAUCUUGGGUAGGCCAUGAUUCUCCUCCCAAUUCUCCUCCCUCGCCGCCUUCACAGCAGUCAUUUGAAAAUCAAGUGCGCAGUGAAGCGGAACAAGAAGCCCAACGUGAAGCUUGCGAGUAUUCCCGUAGUUAUACUAAUGCUUAUUGUUCUCCUUAAUUUUAAAAGCCUUAAAGCCGCCACACCCAACAAUUAAGAGUCUGUCUUGCGCUUUCGAUCCUUCCGGACCUGGGUAUAGAUGUUAUCUACUUUGUUUGUGUACCGAGUACUGUGUGUUUUUAUAUGAGAAAUUAGAGUGCCACAAACUAAAAAAAAAAAGAACUUCAAUGUUGAAAGUUCAAGUAUUAGUUGUUGGCGGAUACAUGCAACAUUAAACAUCAGUUCCAGGUUAGUUAAAGAACUGUUUAAUCUCUGUUAAGUGUAUACUCUUUCUAAUUACUUAGAUUACAAGCUUUUGUUAUGUAUGCUAAACUAUAAAAAUAGUUACUUUUGUUUGUCUCA